This is a messenger RNA of Durio zibethinus, 1520 nucleotides long. Its product is annotated as acetylajmalan esterase 2-like. Gene Ontology annotation, molecular function: hydrolase activity, acting on ester bonds. Lineage: Eukaryota; Viridiplantae; Streptophyta; Magnoliopsida; Malvales; Malvaceae. The record is from RefSeq and is a predicted model, not a curated record.
UAAUUUAUUACGGGGUUGCCUCGUGUUAGUUGUACAAACCCCAAGUUUUUCCUCUCAGAAAUUGCUGAAUAACCCAGUGAUAUUUUCUGCAUAUAUGGCUUCUAGUAUUCUUUCUCUCAAGAAAUGGCUACCACCCAGAUUUGUUUUCUCUCUGGUUCUUGUCAUUAGCUCUUUCUUGAGCGUUAUUUCAAGCGCUUAUCCAAAUAUUCUUAGUACUUGCAAGUUUGAUGCCAUAUAUCAGCUGGGGGAUUCGAUAUCAGAUACCGGUAAUUUUAUUCAAGAGAACCCUUCAUCUGUGUUUUCAAGGUUACCCUAUGGCGAAACCUUCUUCAAGAAGGCUACUGGUAGAUGCUCCGAUGGCUUGUUAAUGAUUGAUUAUCUAGCACUAUCUGCUGAAAUUCCUUUUCUUGACGCCUACUUAAGCAAAGAUGGAUUAUUUGAUCAUGGGGUUAACUUUGCGGUUGCCGGAGCUACUGCCUUGUCGGAGAAAGAUCUAACCCGGAAAAACGUUUCCUUUGUGCCUAUCAACCGAUCUCUAAGUCAACAACUUGACUGGAUGUUUAGCUACUUCAAUAGAACUUGUCACAGUGACAAAGAUUGUUUCAAGAAAAAUGAAAGAGCUUUUUUCAUGGUUGGGGAGAUUGGAGGAAAUGACUAUAACUAUGCCUUUCUGAAAGGAAAAACCUUAGAGGAGGUUAAGCCAUUGGUGCUCGAUGUAGUCCAAACCUUAAAAUAUGCUGUCAAAAGAGUUAUCAGAUAUGGUGCUACUCGGCUAGUCGUGCCUGGAAACUUCCCCAUAGGCUGCUUUCCUGUAUAUCUCACUAAAUUUCAAACAAAUGAUACUACUGCUUAUGAUGAACUUCAUUGUCUAAAGGAGUUGAAUAACUUUUCAAUUUAUCAUAACGAUCUUCUCCAACAAGCCAUUGAUGAGCUAAAAGAAGAACAUCCCAACGUGGUCAUCGUCUAUGGUAACUACUACAAUGCAUUCCGGUGGAUUUUGUCUGAGGCUAAUUUGCUUGGUUUUGAUCCAACAUCAUUACAAAAAGCUUGUUGUGGGAUUGGAGGUGAAUACAAUUUUGACCUUUCAAGAAUGUGUGGAGAUCCCGAAGUAACAUUAUGUUUAAACCCUAAUGAACGACUGAGUUGGGAUGGAAUUCAUUUGACACAAAGGGCUUACGAAUUAAUGGCAACAUGGCUCAUCCACGACAUCUAUCCGCAACUUCAAUGCGAAUACAUUGUUUCAUACAGUUCUGCUCUCUAGUUUCAGAUAGGAACUUGUGUGAAGUUUCUAUCAUGCAUGUCAACAAAUUGUUUAAUAGAAGGGGAUACAAGUAGAUAAAAAUUGUCAUUAAUUCAUGCUCUACAAUUUUCCGUAUUAACAUUGGAUGUUCAUAGAAUCCAAUGACGGACAUAAUGCCCUGCAUGCUUCACAUAUUAACAACUUUCAGAUUUGAUAAAUUAAAUUGAAAACCUGAAGUUUAGAUCGAUUGGCUCAUGAAGUCACUUUUAAAAAAUGAUAU